Messenger RNA from Oncorhynchus mykiss (rainbow trout), 2458 nucleotides. NCBI's taxonomy places the organism in Eukaryota, Metazoa, Chordata, Actinopteri, Salmoniformes, Salmonidae. The record is from RefSeq and is a predicted model, not a curated record.
CUGAGCACAGUCGAGCGGUGCUCGUCUCAAAACGAGGCUGCAACGUCAUGAGAAAACGCAAAACCUCACCCAGAGAGAAGCGACAGACCGAGCGACUAGAGGCGCUAACAGAUUGGAGCUACGGAGGAUAACUGGUGACACCAGACACAGCGAAUGAUGCGUGAAUACAAGUUAGUCGUCCUGGGCUCUGGAGGCGUGGGCAAGUCUGCUCUGACUGUACAGUUUGUUCAGGGGAUUUUCGUGGAGAAAUAUGACCCGACAAUAGAAGACUCGUACAGAAAGCAAGUGGAGGUGGACGGGCAGCAGUGUAUGCUGGAAAUUCUGGACACUGCAGGGACGGAACAAUUCACAGCCAUGAGAGAUCUGUACAUGAAGAAUGGCCAGGGCUUUGCGCUAGUGUACUCCAUCACAGCCCAGUCCACCUUCAACGAUCUGCAAGACCUACGAGAACAGAUCCUCCGAGUCAAAGACACUGACGAUGUUCCGAUGAUUCUGGUGGGUAAUAAAUGUGAUCUGGAGGAUGAGCGUGUUGUGGGGAAGGAACAGGGACAGAACCUGGCCAGACAGUGGAGCAGCUGUGCUUUCCUGGAGUCCUCUGCAAAGUCCAAGAUCAACGUCAACGAGAUCUUCUAUGACCUGGUCAGGCAAAUCAACAGGAAAACCCCAGUACCUGGGAAGACACGCAAAAAGUCCAACUGUCAGCUCCUCUAAUACACAGCCGCUCUGUCGCACUGAGCCAGGUCUGAUUUGCUGCUGUCUCUCUCAGCAGUGCCAGCAUUCCGACGUGACUAAAACCUAACAUGGAAUGGACUUUCCUGUGUGGUGACGCCCCCUUUAACACCCAACAACCAACAAACAAACCGACCAACGGAUUCAACGCUACAAAUACAUCAGUUUUUACACACAGAUUAACCAUUAUCACUCUCCAGUGUCACGAGAACUAAGAUUUCUACUUACAAAUAUAGAUAUUCCAACUGAAAUGGAAAAAUUAAGUUCAUAAAAUAAUAAAGUAAAACGAAAUAGGUAAAUCAGUCAAUAUGAACCGAAAUAAAAAUCCCGAUCCCCUUACACACAGUGUUAUUGCUAACGGAGACAGUAGCCGUAGAAACGGAAUGUCUAGCCAGAAUGUGCACGUUGCCACGGUGAUGCGGUAUUUAUAAGCACCUCUAUAUUAGCCAGAGAGAAAAAGACAAAGUCCCCCAAAGAGGCACCUAUAUAGUUCAGUUCAUACAGAUAACUUGCUCCUGGGGGUUUAUUUUCGAACUUUUUAUUUUUAUUUUCCUUCGAUCAUUCAACAUCAUUUCUCUGUCUUUUUCUGUCUUUUUUUUAAUUAUUUUUUUUAAAUGACUAGUUUUGUCUCUACUGAGAGAUGCUAUACUGCGACAGCUAUUGAUGUGAGUUUUAUUUGAGGAGUAAACCUGUGGCUACGACAGUGAUUAUUAUUCUUAUUAUUCUUAUUAUAUGUGAGUUUCAUUUGAGGAGUAAACCUGUGGAUACAACAGUGAUGAUUAUGUGUGUAAAAAGAGAAAAAAAAGUAUAAUGUUUUUUUCAGUAACUAUCAUAUUGUCUUUUAGCCUGAUGAUGUUGCCUUCAAAUAGGGUUUUUUUUUCUUUUUUCUGGAGAAUCCAACUAUGAUCCAAUCAUCUUUCUUUUCUGGAGAAUCUAACUAUGAUCCAAUCGUCUUUCUUUUCUGGAGAAUCUAACUAUGAUCCAAUCAUCCUUCUAUGUCUUGCCUGGGUUUUCUUCCGUCUGAAAUGGCACCCAAGUGUAUUAUAUUUGACCAGAGCCCAAUGGUUUCCCUAUUGGUUUCCCUAUGGGUGUCCCUAUUGGUUGUCCCUAUUGGUUUUCCCUAUGGGUUUCCCUAUGGGUUUCCCUAUGGGUUUCCAUAUUGGUUUUCCCUAUUGGUUUUCCCUAUGGGUUUCCCUAUGGGUUUCCCUAUUGGUUUUUCUAUGGGUGUCCCUAUUGGUUUCCCUAUUGGUUUCCCCUAUUGGUUUCCCUAUUGGUUUUUCUAUGGGUUUCCCUAUUGGUUUCCCUAUUGGUUUCCCCUAUUGGUUUCCCUAUUGGUUUUCCCUAUUGGUUUCCCUAUGGGCCCUGGUCAAAAGUAGUACACUAUAUAAGGAAUUAAGAUGCAAUUUUGGAGGCAGCCCUUGUGUUGUUUACAAAGAUGUUUGUACAGUGGGGUUUUUCAAUUGGGGUUGUGGUCAAAGAGGGACUGGACAUUUUAACAAGCGACCAAACUUCUGAGACACCAAUGGCCGACGUGACUGGGCGAUCCUCAUCAUGUUUUUUUUGUUUUUUUAAACUUUAUCCUUCCAAGGCCGUCUCUCAUUGGUUGGUUUGUCCAGUUAGCCAAUCCCCUCUCAUGGAAUCUGCGAUCUACAACAGGAAGUAUAGAUUUUCUUUUUUUUUUUAUGAGGGUUUUUAAUACGAAAAAAAUAAAUAAAAUAAUGUCAUUGGU